Tupaia belangeri chinensis (Chinese tree shrew) is the source of this 1043-nucleotide messenger RNA. RefSeq names its product activator of basal transcription 1 (gene ABT1). The record is from RefSeq and is a predicted model, not a curated record. Gene Ontology annotation, molecular function: RNA binding. The transcript has 3 exons. Gene Ontology annotation, cellular component: nucleolus. Gene Ontology annotation, biological process: endonucleolytic cleavage in ITS1 to separate SSU-rRNA from 5.8S rRNA and LSU-rRNA from tricistronic rRNA transcript (SSU-rRNA, 5.8S rRNA, LSU-rRNA); small-subunit processome assembly; endonucleolytic cleavage in 5'-ETS of tricistronic rRNA transcript (SSU-rRNA, 5.8S rRNA, LSU-rRNA). Bases 14 to 814 code for a protein of 266 amino acids. NCBI's taxonomy places the organism in Eukaryota, Metazoa, Chordata, Mammalia, Scandentia, Tupaiidae.
CGCGUCCGGCAACAUGGAGGCCGAGGAGUCGGAGCGGGCGGCCAGCGGGCCUGAGCAGCCGGAAGGCGCAGAGCACGGGGCAGAGGAGGAGCAGGGGGAGCUGGAGGGAGCGGCUGGCAGCAGCAGGAAGCGGGUAGUGCCGGGCAUAGUGUACCUGGGCCACGUUCCGCCGCGCCUCCGGCCCCUGCACGUGCGCAACCUGCUCAGCGCCUACGGCGAGGUGGGGCGCGUCUUUUUCCAGGCCGAAGACCAGUUCGUGAGGCGCAAGAAGAAGGCGGCAGCUGCAGCGGGAGGGAAAAAGCGACCCAAGUACAGCAAGGACUACACCGAGGGCUGGGUGGAGUUCCGGGACAAGCGUGUGGCCAAGCGGGUGGCGGCCAGUCUGCACAACACGCCCAUGGGUGCCCGCAAGCGCAGCCCCUUCCGUUAUGACUUAUGGAACCUCAAGUACUUGCACCGUUUCACCUGGGCCCACCUCAGCGAACACCUCGCCUUCGAGCGCCAGGUGCGCAGGCAGCGCCUACGAGCAGAGGUUGCCCAGGCCAAGCGAGAGACUGACUUCUAUCUUCGCAGUGUGGAACGGGGACAGCGCUUCCUUGCCACCGACGGGGACCCUGCCCGCCCGAAUGGCUCUUGGACAUUUGCCCAGCGUCCUACUGAACAGGAGCUGAGGGCCCGGAAAGCUGCACGGCCAGGGGGACGCCAGAGGGCCCGCCUGGCUGCUGCCCAGGACCAGGCCCGCUCCAACCGAGGUCUUUUGGCCAAGAUCUUUGGAGCCCCAGUGCCCUCAGAGAGCAUGGAAGGACCAUCCUGAGGGGCAGGGAGGUCCCUUGCAUCUCCUGCCCUGCCUUGCCCUACCCAUCCUCUACCUCCUACUAGAAGAAUGACAGCUGCCCAGAGACGUUUUGGAGUUUUGUCCCAGGAGUGUCUGGCGAGGGCCCAGUCAUGGAAGUUGUGUGGGCCUCACCCUGUCCUCAACUUUUGUACAUAGUUGGCUGCAACACCUAAUUCAUGUUAGUGUGGUAUGACUACCACAGGUCCUA